Ogataea angusta is the source of this 327-nucleotide messenger RNA. RefSeq lists its product as uncharacterized. The transcript has a single exon. The record is from RefSeq and is a predicted model, not a curated record. NCBI's taxonomy places the organism in Eukaryota, Fungi, Ascomycota, Pichiomycetes, Pichiales, Pichiaceae. Bases 1 to 327 code for a protein of 108 amino acids.
AUGGCCCUCGCUGUCCAAACGGUCGAGGGGUGGCUUUGUCGAUUCCGCGACUUAGUUUCCGAUUUCGGAAGUUUGACAGAUAUCGCAGGGCAGUGUUUCCGAGACGACGUCGGAAUUUUGCGAGGCGUGUACAUCGCAUCUUAUCUCAUGCAGAAUAGCAGGCAUCUACAUAUACUAGCUUUCUCAGAGGCUGAGCAGUGUCCAUGGGUCUUUACGAAGAAUUUUCUCAAGACGGACCCCGACCGUCCAAAGUCAUGCACAUCUGGCACGUUACGUAAUACGCCAACUUUUGAAAAGACGUCGCAAUGCGGAGAAGCUCACAAUUAA